Messenger RNA from Sceloporus undulatus (fence lizard), 1584 nucleotides. It is a transcript of the gene ARHGAP40, whose product is annotated as Rho GTPase activating protein 40. Gene Ontology annotation, cellular component: cytoplasm. NCBI's taxonomy places the organism in Eukaryota, Metazoa, Chordata, Lepidosauria, Squamata, Phrynosomatidae. Bases 1 to 1461 code for a protein of 486 amino acids. The transcript is spliced from 12 exons. Gene Ontology annotation, biological process: regulation of small GTPase mediated signal transduction; signal transduction; regulation of actin filament polymerization. Gene Ontology annotation, molecular function: GTPase activator activity. The record is from RefSeq and is a predicted model, not a curated record.
AUGACCCCCACUAUAGAGGAAUGCUUAGAAAGUUUAACAGAGGCAAUGGAAAUGGACAUACUUACAGCACAAGGAGAAGCUGAAGCUGAAUGGCUGCAAGAUGCAGGGCUCUCUGACUUGAUUGGAGACCGCACAGAGGAGAAUGGCAACUUUGUUCUGCUUUCUACAUUGACCAAGACUCAGGCUGCGGCUGUGCAACGACGGUUGGAUACUUACACUCGCUCCCGGAGAAAGAAGAAUAAGCAGCCCGUCCGGGAUGUCAGAGACAUUUUUGGAGUAGUUGGCUCUGGGGUGGAACCUGAGAUGGAGACAGAAAUGGAUCGAUUACACUGCAGGGCAUCAUCACAUACCAUUCAAAAAUCAGAUGCAAUAGGAAUUCAAGACUUCACAUCACCACUGAGGGGUUCUAUGAGAGAGGAAUUAUUCAACACUGAAAUUGCUUAUUCAGAGCAGGCGGCUAUCUUGCUCAAAGGAUCAUUCCCAAGGGACUCCAGAAGGAUCAAGGAUGAAAGUUUUUUACCUAAAUUUAGGAUCCCCAAGGGAAGACUGGGAGUGACCAAGAUUGGAGAUUUAUCUCAACAGGACAUGAAGAAGAUUCCCACCCUGGCACUCAUUGAACUGACUGCUCUCUGUGAUGUUCUCGGCUUAGAGCUGAAGAGAAACAAGGCAGUAAAACGGAAAGCGGCAGAUCACAAGCUUUUUGGUGUUCCACUUGGUACUUUGUUAGAAAAUGAUCAGAAGCUCUUACCAAAUACCAGAGUUCCAUUGAUUCUGCAAGCGUUGCUGUCAUGUUUGGAAAAGAAAGGCCUGGACACAGAAGGAAUCUUGAGAGUCUCAGGCUCACAGUCCCGCAUUAAGAGUCUGGAACAAAAACUAGAGAGUGAAUUCUAUACUGGCUUCUUCCAGUGGGACGAAGUUCAUCAGAACGAUGUGUCUGGCUUGCUCAAGAGGUUUAUUCGGGAACUCCCUGCCCCCCUGUUGACAGCAGAAUACUUACCUGCCUUUUCAGCUGUGCAAGAUAUCCCAGACCUUAAACAGAGGCUGCAGGCUCUCAAUCUCCUCAUACUGAUUUUGCCAGAACCAAAUCGAAACACCCUGAAGGCACUGCUGGAGUUUCUGAGGUUGGUGGUUACGAGGGAAAGAAAAAACAAAAUGAAUCUUUGGAAUGUUUCCACAGUCAUUGCACCCAAUCUCUUCAUGCACAAAGGCUUGCCAAACAAGAUUCCAGAAGGGAAGGAGAAACAGCUGGCAGAGGGUGCGGCUGACAUAGUGCGGAUGAUGAUCCAUUACCAGGAUUUACUCUGGACUGUUUCAUCUUUCUUGGUAACUCAAGUAAGAAAACUAAAUGAGAGCAGCAGCAGAAAGUAUCAAUUCUAUGACAGGAGGAUCAAAAACCUGUUAAAGAAGAUUCAUGUAGACAAGGAGAAGACAGAGAAAAACCACAGUGACCCAUGUAAGUAGUAAAAGUCCAGACCUCCCUGCUUCUAAAGGACUCUCUGGAAGUUCAUCUAACCAAUGGAAUUAAAGCUGCUGAUGCUGAGGCAGUUCCAGAAGAACCUCUGUCAGAAUGGCUGGAAUAUUGUC